Molecule: messenger RNA, 693 nt
Organism: Danaus chrysippus (African queen)
Lineage: Eukaryota; Metazoa; Arthropoda; Insecta; Lepidoptera; Nymphalidae
Source: the annotation of a GenBank genome assembly
AUGUCCGAACAUUAUUUGGGCCACUCGGGAUCAGUAUUCAAAGUUGCAUUCGAUCCUUUCAAAACUUUGUUACUAUCAUGCUCUGAAGAUUCCACAGUCCGCCUAUGGGUCCACCUGCAGUGUUGGUCGUGCCCUAGUGGCGUACCGUGGCCACGCGUGGUCGGUGUGGGACGUUCGUUGGUCGCCUCAUGGCCACUACUUCGCCACCGCCGGCCACGACCGCACCGCACGCCUCUGGGCCACAGACCACCAUCAACCGCUCAGGAUAUUCGCUGGACAUUUUUCUUUCUGACGUCGAUGUUCUUUGGAUUCCACUAUCAAACUUUGGAUUUCACAUUGAUUACGGAUGAAAAUAUAACUGACGACACAGGUGCAAAUACUGGCCCACAAAAAGAAGAGAAGGUUUCUCUUGCGUUCGUUUGCGACGAAAAUUCUCCAAUCAAGCUUUUGCAUUUCACACGUGGGGGAGAGAAUAAGAGUUAUUUCUGGAUUGUGAAGGGCAUACACUAUCAAUUUGAAAAAAGAGGAUAUGAAUUUCUGGGUGUAGCUUUCAGAGGUGGGAAUUUAGUGAGACAAAAAUCAGCAGUUAAGCAGAACAAUUUGCAUAGUAGUGGACAUAGAGCAGCUUGGUGUAUCACAGCUGCUAUGCGAUACCACGGCCCCAUCAAAGGGAUCAAGGAUAGCUGGACAUAG